UCGGCCAUGAUCAAACAGUAGUUUGUUUGUGGAUAGCUGCAAUUGGGAGUUUCGCUGUUUGUGUGCGUUAUUCUAGAGAGCGGGUGUGGUAGGAGCGUAAUUUUUAUUCGAGGAUUAUCAUUUUUCCCAAUAUACACAACUAUUUACUGAAUUGACUGAAAAGAACCAUCAUUAUAUGCGUCGUCUGCUAGGAGGACAUUAGAACUUUGUUUUGCAGUCGCAGCACCUGAAGUGGCAUCUUUUUACUGGAUUUGUGAGUUCAAAUCAGUGUGAUGUGAAAUGAAACGGAGAGCAGAAGACACCGUUAAACAGGAACAAGUGCAGGUGGGAGUUUAUUGUGGACAACCCCGCUCUCGUGCUAGUGGCAGUGGCUUUGUUAUGGGAGAUUCUGCACCUUCAGCACUUGCGACACACUCCAGUGCAAGAAUUCUUUCCUCACUUUCUGGAAAUGGUGCUGUUUCUUCAUAUACAUCAGGUCCACCAAAGGCUACUGAGCGUAAUGAAAAUCUGACGGGAAACAUUCAAUAUUCUUCCACAUCAUAUAGUGCUAACAUUCCAGGAAGCUGUGUGUCAACAGCAGUGAAGGUACAUGGCUGCCUUAGCACAUCUGCAUCACCUGUUGUGUCAAGCACAGUGACCUCUACAGCACAUCAGUUUCAGCGACUAAAAGUUGAAGAUGCAUUAUCGUACUUAGAUCAAGUCAAAUUCAAGUUUGGUAAUCAGCCACAAGUUUACAAUGACUUUCUUGACAUUAUGAAGGAAUUCAAAUCACAGAGUAUUGAUACCCCAGGUGUUAUACAGCGUGUUUCCAAUCUCUUCAAAGGACAUCCUGAACUUAUUGUAGGAUUCAAUACAUUCCUUCCACCUGGAUACAAGAUUGAAGUUCAGUCAAGUGAUCAGGGGCAUUCAUUCCAAGUAUCAGUUUCAAUGCCUAGUCCCAGUUCAGUGACUGCAGUACCUACACAUGUGGCAGCUGGCAUGGUGACACACCAUUUGUCAAUCCCAGCAAACCUCAACACCUCAGUGGCAGCUGGUGCAAUACCAGCUACAGCUACACAAUCAAGUCCUGUUGCUACUGGGAUUGUGAAGCCAAUUCAUAGCCCUACCCACCAUUCAGCUGCUGCUGUUGCAUCUGCUUCUGCUGUUUAUCACAACGUAGCUUCAGUAACGGCAGCUGCAACAUCAAUACCUGCUGUUGCAUCUACUCCAUCACCUUCACCUAUGGUUCCUCAUCAUCAUAUAGCGCCUUCAACAUCACCAGUACCUGCUGCUGCAGGGUAUACAUCUCCAGCACAUUCUAUAAGCCAUGCUGACCAUUGUAUGCCUCAGGGGCAAGGUCAGCCUGUCGAAUUCAAUCAUGCCAUAAAUUACGUUAAUAAAAUCAAGAAUCGAUUCCAAGGUCAACCAGACAAAUACAAAAAAUUUCUUGAGAUUUUGCAUACCUAUCAAAAAGAGCAACGUAACAUGAAAGAAGGUCAUCUGCCUCCUGGGAAACAUUUGACAGAAGCAGAAGUGUAUUCACAAGUUGCAAAAUUGUUUGAACAUCAAGAUGAUCUUCUUGCAGAGUUUGGACAGUUCCUUCCAGAUGCUACUAGUCACCAGGCAGCUCUUGGAGCACGACUGAGCAGCGGUGAGCAUUCAACUGUCCUUAAGAGGUCUUCAGGACCAAAGCCAGGCUACAGCAGCAACUCUUGCAGUGGCAGAGAUUCCUCACUUUCAGCACUGGAUCAACGAGCAGGAAUGGGAAGCAGUAAAUUUGGCCACAGCAGUGGGCAAAUAAAACGCACUUCAUCACUGUCAAGCUCAGUAUCAGGAUCCGGGGUUUCCGGAACACAAUCAAAAAAACAUAAAUUGGCAACACUGAGGGAUAUAACUAUUACUGAAGCAGGAAAAUAUUCAACAUUAAGUGAUUUCGCAUUUUUUGAUAAGGUGAGAAAAGCUUUGAAAAACACAGAGGCAUACGAAAAUUUCUUGCGUUGCCUUACACUAUUCAACAAUGAAAUUGUGUCCAGUUCAGAGUUAAUUCAACUCGUCACACCAUUUCUGGGAAAGUUCCCAGAACUGUUCAAAUGGUUUAAGCGGUUUAUGGGCCGUAGUGGAAAUUUGUACCAGUUGCCUAGUUCAUCACAUAAUAAUGCAUCAGAAAAUUCACACAGCAAUGGACAUCACCCAGACAGAAUGAUUGAGUCAUUGGAAGAGAUAGAUUAUACAACAUGCAAAAGACUUGGUGCUAGUUAUUGCGCUCUGCCAAAGAAUUAUAGGCAACCAAAAUGCUCUGGAAGGACACCUCUGUGCAAAGAAGUUCUGAAUGACACUUGGGUCUCUUUUCCCUCGUGGUCAGAAGAUUCAACUUUUGUUACAUCAAGGAAGACACAAUAUGAGGAGUUCAUUUACAGGUGUGAAGAUGAGAGAUUUGAGCUGGAUCUUGUGAUAGAAACAAACACUGCAACAAUUAGAGUCUUGGAAGGAGUAAAUAAAAAAAUGUCACGGAUGUCACAUGAAGAAUUAGUAAGAUUCAAAUUGGAUGACUGCUUGGGAGGAUCAUCUCCUACUAUCCACCUUAGGGCUGUUCGCAGGUUAUAUGGUGAUAAGGCACCUGAUAUUAUUGAGGGUUUGAAAAAGAAUCCAACUGUAGCUGUUCCAGUAGUACUUAGAAGACUCAAAUCUAAAGAAGAAGAAUGGAGAGAAGCUCAAAAAGGCUUCAACAAAGUGUGGAGGGAACAGAAUGAAAAAUACUACUUAAAGUCACUGGAUCACCAGGGUAUAAAUUUCAAGCAGAAUGAUCUGAAGGCCCUAAGGUCAAAAAGUCUUUUCAAUGAUAUAGAAGUGAUUUUUGAUGAGCGGCAUGAACAAGCAGAAGAGACAACAGUAGAUGUUUCGACAGGACCUCAUUUGAUUCUGCCCUAUAAAAACAAAUGUAUAUUGGAUGACACUGCAAAUUUGCUCAUCCAUCAUGUGAAGAGACAAACAGGUAUUCACAAAGAAGAGAAACAUCAGAUCAAAUUACUUCUCAGACAGCUGGUACCUGACAUGUUCUUCCACCCACGACAAGAGCUGAGUGAGGAUGAGAGAGAAGAAGACGAAAAGACGGAUGGCAGUAAAGAAAAUGCAAGCAGUAAUGCAGACCAGUCAUGCAGAAAUAUCAGCAGUGAAGAUCUCAAUGAUCAAGAAGUACCUGACAUUAAAAAGUCGGAUGUCAAUCUACCACACCAUGCUAAAUCUUCACAUCCUGGGGAAUCAUAUACACUCUUUUAUGCUAAUAACUAUUGGUAUCUUUUCCUGAGACUUCACCAAAUUCUCUGUGAAAGACUUACAAGGAUGUAUGAAAGGGCAAGAUUUCUUGCUGCAGAAGAAUGCAUGUACAGGAGAGAUCGAAGGGAGUCAACUGCUGUGGCAUUGCGAUUAAAACCAAAGAGUGAAAUUGAGGUGGAAGACUACUAUCCAGCCUUCUUAGACAUGAUAAAAAAUGUGUUGGAUGGAAAUAUGGAUAACAGCACGUUUGAGGACCAUUUACGUGAAAUGUUUGGAAUCUUUGGUUAUCUCUCAUUCACAAUUGACAAAGUUAUUAUAUCUGCUGUUAGACAGUUGCAGUUCCUAGUGACUGAUGAAACUUGCCGAGAAUGUAUUGAUCUGUAUCAUCAAGAAAAGAAACAUGGUGGGGCUGGCGGAGACUGUAAAACUGCUUAUUUAAGAAUCCCAGCAGAGCAGUCUUACCAACGGAAAGCUGAAAAACUUCUAUUAAAAGAAAACUGUUUUAAAGUUGUAAUUUACAAACACGAUUGCCAACUUACAAUAGAACUGUUGGACACCGAAGAAAAUUCUCGAUCUGAGGCAGAGCCAGAUGAAAAGUGGCCAGCAUUUGGAGAGGGAUAUAGUGCUAGUGCUGCUGAUGGAGUUGGAGGUAGUCAGACAAGUGCAACAGUAACAGCAUCGGAAAUUCGUGACCGUGAUGAUGACCGAAUGGACCUCAGUGCAGAAGAUAAUGAUGAGCUGGAAUCAGAAAUUGGCAGUGCACAAAGAAGGAAGCCAGUAUUCUUACCUAGAAAUGUUCGUAUGUGGAGACAACGUUCAGGUCAUUUGGGUAUGCUGACAGAUUAUUCAGAAGAUAGAAUGGGUGAUAGAAAAUAUAUAUGUGAAUUGGAGGACAAACAGGAAAUUGAUGAAAACCAGGAGGAUUCUGAGAGAAAAAACAGUGAAAGCAGUUCAGAUGAGGAAGAAGAAGAAGAAGAAGAAGAAGGGGAAGAAGAAGAAGAAGAAGAAGACGAAGAAGAUACAAACAUUGUUUCUUCAACCAACCAAGAAGAGGAGACGCUUACGAAUGCCACAGAAGUCAGAGCCGCUGAUAGCACUUUCUGUAACUUCAAUAUUAAUCAGUAUCGCAUGGUUUUUGUUGUAAAUCAAGAAAAUUAUCUUUACAGACGAAAAGCAUUUCACAGGGCACAUCAGUUACAUUCUUCCAUAUCUUUGAGACUUGGGCUCAAAUUCCGCCGUUGGCAUGUCAGUUGGGUGGCAGCAAAUGUCUCAGAGAUGCAGCACAGGGCAUGCGAAGACUGGUUAAUGGGCCGUGGUGAGAGUUUUGUUCCAAACAGAACUCAUGUUGUAACAGUUAAUGAUGCAAACAGUCCCCCCUAUCGAUCAUACAAUCGAUAUCGGGUGGAAAGACUAAGCGCACCAAGUGGGUCAAGUGAAGAAUAAAGUACUACUGGAAAACGUAGAUGUAGUUAGAGUAAAUGGUCUAUAUGUGAAAUUUACUACUGCUGCUUUAUCUUUAACCCUUUCAUUCCCACAUUAUGAAUUCAGCUAUGGAGAAACUAAAAUUGAGUAUAUACCCAACAGAUGGAAAAUAUUAUAAAUCUGAAAUCAAUUAACACAUUAUUUGGUGAAACUGUUAGCAUUACUAGGUACAAAAAUGAAAUAAAAGUAACAGUUUAUGAAAAAUAGAAAUUGACAACUGAAAUAAAGACACCAGCAGUUUCUCGAAAUACACAUGACUUCAUGUGAUAGUCUCUGAAACAAUUCUUUUUUGCCAUCAAACAGAAAUGUACCACAUAUUUUCUGUGCAUGAUAUGUGCAAAGCCUUUUGGGCAUAGUUUGCACUGUCCUUGCUUGACAUCAUACUCUGGGCAAUGUCCAAUAUUGUCAUAUUUGACACCAGUACCUAGAUCUGUUGAUAGCUGCACCUUUCUUUUCUUUAAAUGUUUCUCACUUCUGUGCAGUCUCCCUUCCCUUUUCGUGUCAGCUUUUCCACUCUUUGUCAAACCUGUUGAUAUAUCAGCUUGAAAUUGCUUCAGUGAGUACUCAUUGGUUUUCUGCAGUUGCCCUUGACAUCACCUGUACAAUAGCCAGCUGUUUACAACUGCUACCCCAGAGAUCAGAAUACCAGUCUUAUACACCACUUCUUAGAGAGUAUGUCAAUUCUAUACAGCUCCAGAGGCAUGUCAGCUUUAUCAACACCUCCCAUGAAUGUACUGAACUCUUUUACAACAAAUGAUCUGUCUAUCAGUCCUUUUUUCUAUAGCACGCCAAAUUUUCCAUUUCAGUUCCAGCGCUCUGGCAGCAUAUGAUGAUAUGAGAUUGAUGGUUUUCUUAUCAAAUCAACAUAUAAGGGACAGGUUAGACUUGGUUUCAAUUCUCGAAUUUUUGCUAACAUGCCCCAGUUUCUUCAGAUCUCUUUCAUUUGGCAAAGGAUUUUUCCCAUUCUGUCCUGCCUACUAGUGCCAACACAGAUCCUGUCUAACGGUGCCAACACAGAUUGUACCUUUAUCUUUUAGUGCUACUGCCAGUUGCAAGGAUGAGAACCAAUUAUGAAAAUAUACAUAGAAUUUUUGUCCUUCAGGUAAAUAUUAACAAAGUGCCACUACUAUGUCUCCAGAAAAUCCAAGUCCAAAACCAUCAUAGGUACGUUUACCCACAUAAGGACAAAACUCGUACAUAAUUACAAAUGGACCUACCCACAUGAAAAGUUUGAAACCCCAUUUGUGGGGUUUAUUUUGAAUGUACUGUUUCAAGUAACUGCAGCCUUGGAAUGGCGCAGCCUGUUUGCCAACAGAAUUGUAUUAUUCUACUGGAAUUACUUUCAUACUGCAAAGAAGUGUGUCGAGCAAUGUCUGUAUUUUAAAUAGUCUUGAUCAGUUCUUGGUUUUUUAUUGGUGUUAUCCACUGUACUAAAAUACUUCAUAAUUUUUCGGAACCUAUUUCAUCUCAUUAUACCUGCAAUAGGAGGGUAUCUACACAUCACAGAUUAGUACAGUUUGGUAGCCACCAUUUUUACAAGCCCUAUUUGGAGUAAAAUUUCCAGAAACUGUUCAGUUUCGACUUCCACACAGCUGAGUACCUGUCCAUCUUUUUGAUGAGCAAACAAAUUGCUUUGAAUACAGAUUUCUUUUAUAAUACCACGUGUAAUAAAUGUUUUGAAAUACGUGAGAAGAGUUUUAAAAUUUGUUGCAGGGUAUGGGAGGUACUUGCACCACAUAAUAUUUGGUGAUUCAAAAUUUAUUUUCGUGAAUGUACACUCAUUACUAUGAUUUUUUUGGAUAGAUAGUUUUGUCUCGGAAAAAGGUGAAUUACAUGAUAAAAGUGAAGUUAUAUUAGGCCCUGGUACAGAUGAAUUUACUUCAGAUACACUACUAGUAUUUGCUUUAGGGAAGGAUGGAAGGGGACUGCUUUAAAUGAACUACACUGGUGGAAUCAACACUCUGAGGUUUGUCAGUAACAAACAUUUUGUCACAUAAACAGGAAAGUUCAUCACCAGCAUUAUUAUAAUCAUAUCAUAUCAUCAUCAUCAUCAUCAUCAUCAUCAUCAUCAGUAUCAUGAGACAAAUCACUAAUUUCUAACAAAUGGCCAUUGUUUAUACAUGGACCGAGUUCAUGGAUUUCUCAGUGAUAAUUUUUUCUGAAUGUUCCACUGUCAUAGUCUAAUUUCAGUCUACCAGAAAAAUGGAAUUACAAUAUAUACAAGUUUUCUAAGUUUUGGCCUCUAAUCGAAGGCCACCUUGCAUGCUAGUCACAGCACAACCUGAAACAAAGCAAGUGAAAUAUUUACAAUAAUUAUAUCUCAAUUUAUCACUCAUUUUCUUAAUAUAAAUAGCAAAAUAUAGGCGACUGCUUUUUCUUGACAAUUAUUAACCUUAUACUCCCAACAUUCUUCCCAGACUUCACGCAUCUGUAUCGAGAUAUAUUACUACUUCAGACGUUAUUUUGUUCAUAGUCACUUUGUUGGAGCAAUAAUACAAGCAUAAUCUUCACCAUAGUACCAAAGAAAUAACAAUUCACUGGUAAAAUAAAAAUAAAAUGAACAUAAAUACACCUUACCAACGGUUGUGUAACAUGAACUCCAAGUCAAAAAAAUUCAUGCACCUGAAAUGGGUACAUGCACCACCAAGUGGCAAAAUUUCUUAUUAGAAGCAUGUUGUCCAUCAACAAGAAGGCAAUUUUAAGGAUCAACACACACAAUACUGUGUAUAACAGCGUUUACUAUGGUGUUGUCUCGGAACUACACUGGGAAUGAAAGGGUUAAUAUGCAAUAGGAUAGACUUAAUAAAUAUUUGUAGAAACUUUCCACUGAAAGUGAUAUAAAGAUCUCAACUCAGUAGAUACUUAGUAAGCUGCAGCUAUAAUACAAAACAUUGCAUUUUAAUAAGCUAUAACAAUUUUUUCCAGUACCUAUAUGUAACUGGACCUUCAUAUAAUCAUACUUAAUGGUUAUUUAUUCAAGACUAGUGAAUAGGAAUAAGUAUAGUCUUCUUGUCUCAGUUCACACUGUGUAGAAUGUGACAGUCAAUGACUGAAUCUGAAUCUUGUGUGUAAUAAUGUAACACCCGCACCCCACACCCCCUGGCUCAUUGUUAUUUACUUUUGUCACCUUUUUGAUGCUAUUGUAUGUUUUUAAAGAUAUUCAUUAGAUGUGCUAUUGUACUUAGCUGUGAUAAGUUUUACAGUUUUACCUGUACAUACUCAUGUUUAUUUUGUCAAGUACUGCUCCUUGUAAGAUUUUUUUAUUUUUCCUCCCUGAUAUCAUAUCUCAGUAGUUUAAAAAAUGCUGUUUUACUAUUAAAAGAAAAGAAUCUUGAUGUUUAGCUUCUAGUUGUGACUUCCAUAUUGGCUAAAGAUAAUAUGGUUUGCAUGUAUUUGAUGUUUCUCAGCAAAUGAAGAAAUAUUCACAAGUAAAUCUGUAUGCUCUUAGGGAAAAUGUGUGUCAUGAAGGUUUUCUUUUUCUAAUAUCCAAUCACCACCACAAGAUGUGAGCUGCUGUAUCAUCUCAUCUAAAACAUUUCUGUUGUAUUAAAAAUUUAUGUUUAGGUUAGUAUAAAAAUGUAUAAUUUCUGUAACUGAUAGUUAUCUGACUUUGUUAAGCCUUUUUCCUUCAUGUGAGAAAUGUUGUAAACUCUGUAAUUUCAGCUCACUUUAAAA
Messenger RNA from Schistocerca serialis cubense, 8409 nucleotides. RefSeq names its product paired amphipathic helix protein Sin3b-like. The record is from RefSeq and is a predicted model, not a curated record. The coding region runs from base 280 to 4695 and encodes 1471 amino acids. Gene Ontology annotation, cellular component: chromatin. The transcript is spliced from 23 exons. Gene Ontology annotation, molecular function: transcription corepressor activity. NCBI's taxonomy places the organism in Eukaryota, Metazoa, Arthropoda, Insecta, Orthoptera, Acrididae. Gene Ontology annotation, biological process: negative regulation of transcription by RNA polymerase II.